CACUGAGGCGGAUUACGCAGUUGAUUCGACCUGUUUCGUCAAACUGGUCUACAACUAGCACCGUUAGUUCGGGGAAACGCUGCAACAAUCUUCUAAAUUAACCUCAUAAUAUCGUCUUGUUUGAACAGUCUCUUUAGCAGUCAAGACGGUCUGUUGUUUAUAUAGUCGUUACAUAUUCUCUCAAAUUCAUUGAUCUCUUCGCCAUAUCAAUUCGCAUUUCAUGGAAUUCAAACUUGAAACCCUUGGGGAGAAUCAUGGUGCCGCGGGUCAAACUGCUUAUUGUUGUUUCAAGUCUUAUCAAUCUUGGAUUUUCUGGAGCGCCAACAGCACCACCCAAGAGAGCUACAGUUAAAAACAACUCAGGUGUAACCCCAGCGGGGCAGUGUGGGACCUGGGUCAAGGAACCUGAUGGAGGGCUUUUCACAUCUCCGAAUUAUCCUGAGAAAUAUCCUCCAGAUCGAGAAUGCAUAUACAUAAUAGAAGCUUCUCCGAGGCAAUGCAUCGACCUGUUUUUUGAUGAAAAGUAUGCUAUUGAGCCAUCGUGGGAGUGUAAGUUUGACCACAUUGAAGUUAGGGAUGGGCCCUUCAGCUUUUCCCCUAUCAUUGGCCGGUACUGUGGACAAAAGAGUCCAACCUAUGUGAGGUCCAGUGGACGAUACCUCUGGAUAAAAUUUGUGGCAGAUAGUGAAUUAGAGGCCACUGGAUUUUCAGCGCAGUACAAUUUCACCCAAGAUCCUGAAUUCAAAGACCUUGAAGCUCCACCACCUCUUCCAAUUUGUGAGUUUGAUAUGAGCGGGCCAGAGGGGAUUGUGGACUCUGCAAUGGCUGCCAAAGAGGGAAAGGCACUGCAGUCAGAGGCUGUAGACUGCUGGUGGUACAUAAGGGCUCCACCUGGCUCUAAGAUCUACUUGCGUUUCUUGGAUUAUGAGAUGCAGAACUCGAAUGAGUGCAAGCGGAACUUUGUGGCAGUGUAUGAUGGGAGCAGCUCGGUGGAGCACCUGAAAAAUAAAUUCUGUAGCACAGUGGCCAACGAUGUGAUGCUGGUGACUUCAUUAGGUGUAAUUCGCAUGUGGGCCGAUGAGACCAGCCGCAGGAGCCGAUUCCGCAUCCUCUUCACCACCUUCCAAUCGCCUCCAUGUGCAGGAGACACAUUCUUCUGUCAUAGCAACAUGUGCAUCAACCACACACUGGUGUGCAAUGGAAUCCAAAACUGUGUCUAUCCUUGGGAUGAGAAUGGUUGCAAAGAAAAAAGAAAAGCAACUAUCCUGGACAGCCUUGACAAUACCAACGUGACCAUAAUUGGGGUGACCUGUGGAGUAGUGAUUAUCCUGCUCACCGUGUCAAUAAUCAUUCAGAUAAAACAGCCUCGCAAGAAGUACAUCAUUCGCAAGGACAACUUUGACCCCACCCUGCUGCAUGAGGCCUUUGAACCCCCCCACUAUGAGCUGUGCACAAUACGGCAAGCUUCCUCAACUGAUAAUGAGGUUUUAUCAGAGGACUUCCCCAGACUGCAACGCACCUCUUCCAAAUGCAUCCAUGCCCACCACUGUGGCUCCCAGGUUUCCAGCACUCGAGGCAGUCGCAGCGAUCUCAGCCUGCGAGAAGCGGCAGCCAUUCUUUCAGAAAUGCAGGUGGCUGCACAACCCUCAUUCCCCAUGCAAGCUACCCCUACUGGCCACAGGAAUAUUUUAGUAAUGAAGCACAGCUACUCAUAUGAUAUGGCUGAAGAGUACGAUCUGGAUGACGAACUAGAUGAUGGACCCACUAUCAUUCAUGGGCGAGGUGCAUUGGAGAGAACUGUGCAUCGCACAGUAUCCAAUGACUUUUGAUGGUCAUCCAAUACUCAUCACACAACACAUAUCAGCCCUGGUUUUGGAUAGAUUAUUUGCUUAUUGUUUUUAGUCUCUGUGUUUUAUUUGUGGUAGUCAUGCAGUUUGUUUAUUUUGAUGGACAAAAUUGUCUUUUCUAGUCACUCCAUACACAUGUUCACUGUAUGUUAUGGUUACAUAUUCAUAAAGGAUUAUAAAUAAACAUGGAUGUACAUACAGUACAUGUGAACCAUUACACUAUUUUAAUGUUUGUUUUCUUUUCCUGUUUUGCAAAUGACAGUGUACAAAACUUGCUGACUUUUUUGCACUUUUAAACAUUCAUUUGGAUUUCCAUUUUCCCCUAAUAUUGU
Messenger RNA from Xyrauchen texanus (razorback sucker), 2179 nucleotides. RefSeq names its product neuropilin and tolloid-like protein 1. Bases 255 to 1829 code for a protein of 524 amino acids. NCBI's taxonomy places the organism in Eukaryota, Metazoa, Chordata, Actinopteri, Cypriniformes, Catostomidae. The transcript has 9 exons. The record is from RefSeq and is a predicted model, not a curated record. Gene Ontology annotation, molecular function: protein binding.